UUUCCAAAUUGAAAACGCAAUCCAUUUUGCUUCUUUAAAAGCUCACUCCGAGAUCGGAGUGAACACAACACUGAACACAGAGUAUCAGCUCAAAGCAGAACAAACAACAUAAUCCAGAAUGAGCACCGGCGCCGGACAAGUAGUGUGUGUUACCGGAGCUUCCGGUUACAUUGCUUCCUGGGUCGUUAAGUUUCUUCUCGAACGCGGCUACACCGUGAAGGCCACCGUUCGCGACACAAGUGAUCCCAAAAAGGUAGAUCACUUGCUUAGCCUCGAUGGUGCUAAGGAAAGGCUGCAUCUCGUCAAGGCGAAUCUUCUAGAAGAAGGUUCCUUUGACUCUGCCGUUGAAGGUUGUCACGCUGUGUUCCACACUGCUUCUCCCUUUUUCGACGAUGCCAAGGACCCGCAGACUGAGUUGUUGGAUCCAGCUUUGAAGGGGACUCUGAAUGUUCUGAAAUCGUGCGUGAACUCGCCCACGCUGAAGCGCGUGGUUGUCACUUCUUCUAUUGCUGCAGUUUCGUUCAACGACAGGCCCAAAAACCCUGAUGUAGUGGUUGACGAGACUUGGUAUUCCGACCCAGAAUACUGUAAGAGAAAUGGGAUAUGGUAUAACCUCUCAAAGACUUUGGCCGAAGAUGCUGCCUGGAAAUUUGCGAAAGAAAACAAUAUUGACUUGGUUACAGCCAACCCUGCAUUGGUUGUUGGACCUCUCUUGCAACCAGUUCUUAACACUAGUUCUGCAGCAGUUUUAAAUUUAAUUAAUGGUUCGCCAACAUUUAAAAAUGUGACUUUGGGAUGGGUGGACGUGAGAGAUGUUGCAAUUGCCCAUGUUCUGGCAUAUGAGAAUGCUUCAGCUAAUGGAAGAUAUUUACUAGUUGAGAGAGUGGCACACUUCGGAGACGUUGUGAAGAUUUUGCAUGAUUUGUACCCAACAUUGCAACUUCCACAGAAGUGUGUAGAUGAUAGGCCAUAUGAUCCAAUAUUCCAGGUUUCCAAGGAAAAAGCAAAGAGCUUGGGGCUUGAAUUUACUCCUUUGGAAGUGAGCAUCAAGGAUACUGUUGAAAGCUUGAAGGAAAAGGGUUUUAUCAAAUUUUAAGUUGUUACCCUUUCUUGAAAGAAACCUUCUUUAGUUCUACACUUGGUUUCUUAUGUUCAUGCUUAUGUACAAUAAGACUUAUAUCAGAACUGCUAAGUACUGAAAUAAGUUACUCUUAUUGUGUGGUUUGUAAGAGUUUGCAUUAAAGACUGUAUCCUUGUUAUAUUAUUAUGGAUUGUUAUAUUAUUAUGGAUUAAGUAUGUUUUUAUUUUCUAAAA
Messenger RNA from Vigna unguiculata (cowpea), 1314 nucleotides. RefSeq names its product cinnamoyl-CoA reductase CAD2. Gene Ontology annotation, molecular function: oxidoreductase activity, acting on the CH-OH group of donors, NAD or NADP as acceptor. The record is from RefSeq and is a predicted model, not a curated record. NCBI's taxonomy places the organism in Eukaryota, Viridiplantae, Streptophyta, Magnoliopsida, Fabales, Fabaceae.